This is a messenger RNA of Ornithorhynchus anatinus (platypus), 2831 nucleotides long. It is a transcript of the gene C5H18orf63, whose product is annotated as chromosome 5 C18orf63 homolog. NCBI's taxonomy places the organism in Eukaryota, Metazoa, Chordata, Mammalia, Monotremata, Ornithorhynchidae. The transcript is spliced from 13 exons. Bases 45 to 1976 code for a protein of 643 amino acids. The record is from RefSeq and is a predicted model, not a curated record.
GUACCAUUUGUCUCGUAAGAAGCUGUGAUUGACGACAGAAUAACAUGAGUGAUUCCAAGAUAGAGUCGCUGUUCUUCACCAGUCUGCCAGAUUUUCAAAAACUCUGCGCUGUCCGCGUGACGCUAAAUCAUGCGGUACCGGACACGGAGAUCAGGAGUGCACAGAUGAAAAUGUGCAGGCAAUUGCUGUUUUCACAGCCUGAUGUUCUGGCUUCACCUGAUCCCGGAAGGCUCGACAAAAUUUUGGUAGUAAUGGCGAUUACAUUUUACAAAAGUGGAAAGCUUCAAGAUUACGCUAGGAGUCAUGGAGCUACGAUGGAAGCUCCCCAACGGGUGGUCCCAGACAUCCUUCAGACCUGCCUCUCUUAUUCUCUCUCAGCCCGACUUGCCCCUUCCUGGAAUAAAGUGGGUCAACUGCUGGUGCAAGGGAGAGAUUUUCUGUGCAAAAUGGGAAAGCAAAGUGCUGUUGCAUUGGAAUACAAUGUAUCCGAAACCCAACUUUGCAUAAGUGUAGAGGCUUGCACGAUUAGACUUCCGCCACCUGAGCUGGAAGACUUUGAAAUAUCCGAAAACAUCUUAAAGGGUUUUGAGGCUCACGAGGAGGCAGUCAUUCAGCAGCGUUCCAUUUUAAAUAACUGGUGUUAUAUCUUACCAAGCAUGAAGAUGGGACAAAUCAUAAAUAUUCUUCACACCAUUCCUACUGAUUGUCCUUUCAAAUCAUACGGGGACCUUCAGGCGCACUGGGAUAAUCUGUAUGGCUAUAAGCUUCCAGAGGAUGGUGGAGCCACUAAAGUAUAUUGCAGCAUCUACUUCAAAUUAAUUGGAGAAAGACUUUUUACGUAUCCCCUCAGUUGCAUCAGAAGCCAACCAGUACAGUUCUAUCCAAGAGUGGAUCUGGAAAACGUAUCAAAGUCUUUUCUUUGUGAUCUAAAGUCCAGUCUUCCUCGCCUGUGUGGCUUUCCAAUCAAGAUGACAAGCGAACCGUGUUUCCACACUCAAGACCUCAUCAGACCGUCCCUGCAGGAAAAGAAAGCCGAGACUCCUAACUUGACUGCUAAAAAAAUAUUCGGGGCUCCUCUGACUCAAACCCCAGCGAUGAAAUCUGCUUCCACCAAAGGACCCGUAGUCCAGGACCCCAAGAGGGAGCUUUGCGUGAACAAAUCCAACAUCUUCUCCAGCCUGACCUUACAGCCACAACUUGCCAACUUGAGGGAGAGAAAUGCCCCGCCCAGAGAAACAUCAGGACAAAAUCAUCAGGAUUUAGGGGCUUCCCAAAAGAAAGACGCCCCCAGGAUCGUACCGAUUUUUAAAAAACUGCUGCUGACGAACGCAAAGAGCCCCAAAAAGGUCAACUUAAAGAAGAAUCAGCAUCCGACCCGAGAAUCCAAGUCAAUCGCAGCUCAAGCUCUUAAACCCGAUUUUGGCCCGCCGGUCGGAAGAGGCGAUAGCGGCAGUCUCCUUCAGGUGCCUUCUGGAAAUACCAAUCCGAAAGGGCUCGCGGAUCUGUGGAAGACGAAAACAAAGUCUAGCCGUCUCUCAUCCCAAACGGAUGCAAGUAAAAGCCGCUCCCAACCCUCCGACAACUCUGUCGUUCGCGCACCGAGCAGGCCGGGUUUGGGCCGAAGCGUUGCCAAAGAGGUCCAGUCGAAAAGGAAAGAGAAUGUAUUAAGCAGACUCCCUCCGCAGGCUUUAGAGAAAAACCAGAAGUCCAAAAAGAGAAAGGUACAAUGUAACGUCUUCGAGUCGGACGCGGAAUCUCCAGGGCCUUCGCAGCCAUCACAGCCACCAGCGGAGAACCAAAAGGAAGCAGCCAGUGCUGCUCCCUGUCAAAGCCGUCGGGCAAACAAGUCUAAAAGAAAGUCUACAGAUGAACGCUCCGAGAAUUCCUCUCACAAGCAGAGUCAUCAUAAGUUGGCUAGUUCUUCAGCUCAUCAGGAAGGAGUAGUGGAUUUGAAAUCCAGAACCAUUUUCAUCUAGGAUGGGUAUUCAGACCAACACGGAAAGAAAAAUCAGGCGGUCUGCAUGCAGUAUAUAACGAAGGCGGUAUUCUGUGCAUGUGUUUCUAUGUAACCUACAGUCUUUUCCAGGAACUCUAAGUUGUCUUGUUUAUUUCUGAAAACUGGCAGCGACAACCUGAAAAUAUAGUCAGGUGCAAAUUGUUUUCAUUGUCCCGGUGUGCGGAGAAGUGCUUCAAAAGUAUUACCACCAUUGCUUUUUAAACUCAUGGCAACUCUACUAAGUCAACUCCGAAUACGAUCAAAGGAAUGAAGAGUUCAGCUGCAGAUAUAAGCUCCUCUAGACUGUAAGCUCAUCCUGAGCAGAGAACAUGUCUAAUAAUAAUAAGGGUAUUUCUUAAGCGCUUACUAUGUGCCAGGCAUUGUACUCUCCCAAGCACUUAGUACAGUGUUCUGAGGCACACAGUAAGUGCUCAAUAAAUGCCAUUGAUUGUUAUAUUUGUCCUUAAUGUUAAAAGAUAACCCUGAAGGGUGAACUUUGAUCCAUAGGUGCUGGAAGGGCCAGUGUGUCCAUUGCUGGCUGUUCUUUAGUAGUUUAUAUUAAGUAUUUAUACAUCGGUGAUAUCUGUUAGAGACAAUAAAUCAGAAUUAAACUUGUUUUCUUAAUACCAUAUUACUUAUCGUUCACCUGGCCAGACUUGCCUCAGAUUCUGUUGUCCGAACGUGAUUGCCAGUUUAAUAUAGAGUUAGAUGAUCAUCCAAGUCUUCUUAGCGUGAGUUAAUUCAAAUGUUAAAUUGAAAAUAAAGGCAUCUCGUACGAGCUGUACUUCUCCCUACCUGGUUUGAAUUACUGCACAAUAAAGGGGUUUAAAGCACA